Plasmodium cynomolgi strain B is the source of this 1725-nucleotide messenger RNA. RefSeq lists its product as hypothetical. The record is from RefSeq and is a predicted model, not a curated record. The transcript has a single exon. The annotation marks the transcript as partial. NCBI's taxonomy places the organism in Eukaryota, Apicomplexa, Aconoidasida, Haemosporida, Plasmodiidae.
AUGAGAAAGGAGCCUUCGUUUGAUUUGCGCUUCCUUUCCGUUCUUUGCACACAUUUUAAGGGGUGCAUAGAGAAUUAUUUUUUUUCCAACGUGGGGAAAACAAACAGGGAGGAUGAAAUGGACCGUUUUUACCAAGCUGUACGUAGUUUAGGAAGCACCACUGAUUAUGGAGUUUUUGCGAGUUGCUCAGAAAAUGGAUCUCCUAGAUAUGGAAGCAACCUUUUCAACCUGCACGACGUGUCUGCUUUUAUGUUUUUUUUGACGAAAUGUAAAUCGGCUUGUUGUCCAAUGUAUACAUUCCUAUCGCAUGUGUACGUGUCGGUGAGCUUCCUGGGGGAAAUAGCCUACCCUUUUUAUGCGAAGCUAGAACGUCACUUUUUGAAGUUCGAAAGAGGUACGAAGUUUUGCUUUUCCGGGGGUAGUCGCACAGGGGGGACUGCUCCCGUGGAGGAGCACAUGGAGGAGAUCGACGAGAAGAUAGUCGAGGAGGAUGCGCGUGAACACCCCGACGAAGUGGCAGGCGCGCAGAAUAACCUCGAAUCAAUAUCAAAAGGCGAAAUAAUGCAAUACAUCUCACGUUUAUUGCAGAGUGAGAGCCGUUUCAACCGUACUACUGCUUCACCCUUGCACAAGAAGGGGGAUAAAGAGAGUGGGGUCAUACGGGAGAACGUCCACAGCAUGGCCGUUAUCAUCCAUAGUAGUGUCAAAGCAAAGGAACGAAACAUAUUCACAUACGUCUUAGCAAAUUAUCUUCUACUAAAAUGUACACCUUUUUUAAAUUUAAUCGACAUAUGCAACAUGUUCGAAUUAUUCAUUUUGGACAGAACAACUGCUGCAGGGGCGGAUGUGUAUGGCGCCGUUUUUGCAAAGAUCCGGCGGUUAAUUAUGGCUGAGGCGAGCACCAAAACGAUGGCAAUAUUCUGCAUAAGCAGCGCACGACUGAGGGGAGAGCUACGUGGAUCGUUCUUGGAUCACAUCCUGGCGUUGUACCGAAUCGUUUUGCAGAAGGGAAGGGGGUUAUCUGUGGAAUACGCCAACAACAAUCGGAGAAAUCACAAAAAUUUGUCAUUCCCCUUUGGAAGAGAAAACACGGUGAUUUUUUCCAACGUGAGUAAUUUUUUGUCCAGCCAUAAAAUCAGUUCUCUGUUUUAUUUACUCUACUUGAGGAAAUUUAACGACUUUUUAAAUGCCUUGCUUGUUCAUAAAAAAAGGGGCCAUUGUUGUGCCUCCCUGAUAAGCAAAAUCGAUAUGCACGAUUUGCUCAAAACAUUUGUCAGCGUUUUUAAGAUGUAUGAACAAAAUGGUCCUUACGACGGAAGACGGAGGGAAGAAAUUUCAAUACAUUUAGAUAAGUCUUCUGAAUAUUUACUGCAAUUUUUGGAGGAUAUUUGCUUCGAAAAAAUAAUUUCUGUAGAGGGGUAUUUUUCGAAGGACGUGCCACUUGCGUAUGCGGAGGCGGAUCGUUUGAAGAGAAUAAAAAUUCUGAAUAGGUCAUGUUAUUUUUUCACAUUGUUACUCCCCAUGAUUAAAAAAUUGCAAAUGGGGAAUAUCAUUAAUGACAGGACUGGGAAAUUACUAACCCGAGUUUUCACGUCUUUUAAAAGCAGCAUAAGGAGAACUUACCAAGACGAACUUUUUAGCGUCAACUGCAAGAGCGGCCAAAGCAGCAAAAGUUAUGUGCACAUUUGGAACUUUUUUUUUAUGUUGAAUGAUGCGCGUGGCGAG